Molecule: messenger RNA, 8669 nt
Organism: Ixodes scapularis (black-legged tick)
Lineage: Eukaryota; Metazoa; Arthropoda; Arachnida; Ixodida; Ixodidae
Product: PHD finger protein 21A
Exons: 11
Coding region: 498-1865 (455 amino acids)
Source: RefSeq, a predicted model, not a curated record
GGACAACGGCGAAACCGUCUCGCGCAGUUUCAAUCGCCACAAAGUUUGCGCGAGACGACGUCGAAAUAUUUCCACAUCCGGGCACGGAUCUUCGGGCAACUCUCCUUUAUUUUUUUUUUUUCUCCGCGCGCCUCAUCACGCACCCCGUACUUGUGAGAAGUAGUUCCUCCGCACCCUUCGAUGAUUUCUUAAUUUCGUUUGGGGAAAAAAGGGUGGAAAAAGUUUAUUGGAAAUGCUUGGCAGCAUCCGGCCAGCUGGUUAGUGGCCGAGAAGUCUCUCGUCGGUUUCCCGAGCUAGUUUCUUCCGACGAGCCCGAGUUCUUUGGGGCUCAGUAGUUCGUGCAGCGCGCUGCCCUAGGUAGGACGGCUGGCUCGGCCACUAGUUUUGCCCCCGGACUCGAUGUAAUUUGUGGCGUUUGUUGUGUGAACCUUCCUCUCUUCGUGUUUCGGGGAGUGUGUGCCUCGAGAGUCAAGCUGGAUGCCUUUCAACUGACCGCCAUGGAGCUGCAGAGCCUACAGAGCCAACUUAAAAGUGCCAUUCAAAACCAUCAGAUCGUGCUGUCAAAAAUGCGCACGGAUCCCCAGAACACGGCGCUCCAAAAGCAGCUCCACGACUUGCAGGCCGAUAUCAUGGCUCUCAGCGAGAAACAAAAACAAGUGGUGCAGCAGUUGAGGUCCGAGCUGGAGAAGAAGCAGGGUUCGGCGGUGCUCAAGCUUGCCCACAAUGCUCAGGUGCUGCCGCGAGCCGUGCAGCCGAGCACGGGGCCGGUGAAGCUGCAGGGGGCCCUGAAAGGGGGCGGGACUGCGGCUGUGCUCCUCCCCCACCUCGUGGUGGUGCCGGGAGGCCCCUCCCCCCGGCCCCGGGAGGCCCCGCUGGCUCAGCCCAUCCGGGUGCCGCAGUACCCGCCCGCCUCCUGCAGCCAGCGCAACUCCGUCGCCAACAACGUCGGCUGCCUGCCUCCCCCCGCGGUAUCCAGGGCUCCCAAGUCCUGCGUCACCGUCAUGGUGGCCACCAACAACAGCAACAACGCCGGCACCCCGUCGGCGGUGCCGGCCCAGCCGGCCGUUCCGGCGGCGACGGCUGCCCCCGCGGGUGUUGCCAGGAGCCAGGCGACGACCAGCGGGGUGGUAUCCGGCACAAUCGCCAUCCCCUGCAGGGUGCUGCCCCUGCCACCUGCCACAGCGCCGCCGGCACCCAGGGUGACCAAGGAGGACCACAGGAAGCUUCAGCUGAUGUCUGCCCUGGGCCUGAUGACGCGAGAGGCCCUCCGGGAACUGCAGCACCGGCGGGGGGAGCGCAAGCGGCGCACCACGGCCAACCCCCACUUCUCGAGCGCCGCCCUGGAGGAGAAGAGGCGCAACGCCCAGCUCCUGCUCGGGGAGGCACACCACCACCACAGGGGGCGCUCCAGGGGUCGUCCCCGGCCGGGCUCCUCGGCCCCCAGCUCCCCCGAGGGGUCGUCCAAUGAGGCGGGGUCCACGGCCAACGGCCACUCGUCGCCCCCGCCCACCUGCGACGUGCUCCUCAAGAGGGAAGAGACUGGCCGAGGACUGGCCAACGGGGAGCUCCCCGGGGACUGGAAGAGCCUAGCCGAGCCGGCGUCCAGCCGGUCGGCCGCCCUGGGCUGGGUCAGCGACUACGCCCUGCUCAAGAGUGCGAAAGUGGACGAGAAGCAGAAGCUGCUGAACCGCAGCCUGGAGCUGAAGGCCGAGCGCAUGCAGCUGGAAGAGAAGAAGCAGCAGCUCUCCGAGAUCAUCGCCAACCAGCAGAAGCGACGAGUAGAGCUUCAACAGAUAGUACAAAAUGUGCAAGGUGCUCUUGAGAAGUUUGAGCACGUUGUCUCGCUGCUGAAGGACACCUCUUGAUGCGGCCAGCCGUAGACAGACCUGCCCCAUCCUCCAUCGAGUGUUGUCCUCACAAUCCAAUACCUUGCCAUCUACCAGACGUGCAUCUCUUCACAAGAUCUGUUGCCGGAAAGUCGCUGCCUGCCAAACCGUGUCCCAUCCGCUAAGUGCCGUCUACAGUCAGCAUCCUCCUGCAUUUGCCGUCUGCAGUAGUCGUCUGCAGAGGCCGUGUGUGAUGACCGUCUCUAAUGGCCAUUUGUCGUGGUCAUUUUCAUUGUGCAUCUGCGGUCUACCAUGGCCUGCUGUUAUGGUCAUCUGCAUUCUGCAAUUGCUGUCUGCAGAGGUCAUCUGGAGCUGCCAUGUCUGACGAUUGUCUGUAAAUGGCGUGUAUCAUGGUCAUCUGCACUUUACAACUCCUGUCUGCCAUGGCAACCUGUUAUGGUCAUCUCCAUACCGCAAUUGCUGUCUGCAGAUUUUAUCUGGAGUGGCUGUGUCUGGUAACUGUAAUGGUUAUGUGUCAUGGUCAUCUGCACUUUACAGCUCUUUUCUAGCAUGGCCAUUGGCCAUGCUAGAAAAGAGCUGGUAUUGGUCAUUGGCAAUCACUUGCCAUCUGCAGUAGUCAUUUGCAGUGGUCGCUGCAUCUGCCUUCCGCAAUGGCUGUCUGCUGCCACUGUUUGCCAUCUGCAAAUGAUCACUACAACUCCUUGUGCAGUGAUCACUUGCAUAGUUUGUAGCAGCCUCCAUCUGCAAAGACCAUGUGCAUAUGUUGCCUCUGUUGUCCAUCUCCAAUGAUUGUCUGAAACUCUGCGACCACCAUUGUGCCCAUUCCACCUGAAAUGGGACGACCGAGCACACAUGUGACUGUCGGCUGUUUUCUUGUCUGCGGAUGCGGGUCUUACUUGACGUCACAUGUCACAGAAGCCAUGACAUUUUGUGUAUGAGAAAGCAUUUCUUGUGGUACUGGAGCUGUUAUUUCUGGGAAUGUGUGCGUUCUAGUCAACUUCCUUUGUUGAGUUCUGGCACUGGCAUUUUGAAACAUUGCUUUCAGAGGUUAGUGGCUGGGGAAAAUGGAAUUAUGUGAACCUUAAUGACUUCAGCAGUUGCUGAGUGCAGAAAGUAAUCAUAAUUCAUUCAGACUUUAAAAGUGUAACUCCAAAGAAUCCGGCAUUUUUAAAUUAAUGCGUGAGCAAGGACUCUUUGUUUGCACUGGGCUGGCGUUAGAAUCCCUUGCCUUGAGAGUUGGUUUACUAAGCUUCCAGCUUGGGCGCAAGGUGAUGAAUGUUCUUGUGAUCUUUGUACUGUUGAUGAAUACAUCUAUGAUCUUUUUAAAACCAGAAACUUGCCAAUUUGUGUUGUUCUUGUUUUUAAUAUAAGUUUUUAUCUGGCUCUCACAGUAUGAUAUGGCCCAGCUAAGAAGGGCUUUGCUUGGUGAAGCUCUGGAUGUGUGUACUUAACCUAGAUUUGUUCUAACUUAUUUAGGUUCAGGCAGUGGCAAUUCCUUGCAUAGUUUUGAGGUUGGCCACAACGCAAGGCUCCUAGAUCCCUCCCGAAACAGAAGGUAGUGAAGCAAAUUUGGACAACUUAGUUUGCGUGCAUGAACAUCUAACCAAUUAGUAUAAGCUUGUUUGCACCAGUGUCCCAAGUCACCCUAAUCUUGCUUUUAUUUGUGUGUGCAUCCUUUAAGAGAGGACUGUAGGAACCUUCAUUUAUCAGGGUGUGCAUACCUGUUGUUAUGUUUUGAUAUUAAUUGAGUUGUCACAAAAAAUGCUCACGAAAGGUGGCAUAAAAGAUAUACUGUGCUUUUCUUUUUUUUUUAAUUUUGUGUUUUGUGCCCAUUGCUUUUUCAGGUCAUACUUUAUUUGCCCUUGUGUUGCCCUCCCUGCUAUAAGUUUGAGCAGUUUUCCCACCCUUUACAUAUCGGCCCCUUUGAGUUGCUAAAGGCGAGAAUGUGUGCCAACAGAACCGACCAUAAUAGGUAGUGUGUGGAGGUCAUAAGGCAACUAAGAAAGUCUCUGAACUACUGUCAACUUCCAAACAGCAGAUCUUGCUUGAUAGGCAUUCGCAGUCACAAUUGGUAAACUUCCAUUAUUUGAUAACUGAUGAAACUCUAGUAUGUGUGCUCAUUGCCCGGAAACUUAGCGGCAUUUCAUUGCGAUCACUUGAUUGUUGCGCGGAAAGGAGCUCUCAGAGUCAAAGCAGGGUUUCCAGUGGGUGACGCGUGCCAAAUGCGGGACCACGUUUUUUUGGAAGUGAACUGGGAUGUUAGUACUAAUUGCAUUUCUCGAGAGUUUGGUGGUUUGGUGGUGCCAGCUAGAGGCAGUGGGCAGCAGGCAGUUCUGUGGGGUGCAUGGACAAAUGCAGUGUCUCGAAGGGGUCAAUACAAAGCUGCUUUGCCUUUGUCGAUCGGCAGUUGAUGUGCAAAUGUUGCAUUUAAGUGGACGAGAGCCGUCGGCGUUACUUGGUUGUUGCGUUGUAGAGCCUGCUGAUGUGGAGCUGUGCACCAGUGCCAAUUUCUUUUACCUACAGCUUUAAAAGCAGGAAGAUGAGUUUUUUGUUUGCUUUUGCCGUACUGGCAUUGUUUUUUGCAUUACCUAAGUUCUGAAAAUGAGGAGGGCAGUCAAAAGAAAAACGGGAAUCUAGACACCGACUGUCGAGUUACAAGAAAAACAUUAAUGACUCUUAAAAUAUUUAGCUGCAUUUUUUUUUUUUUGCCCUUUCACGUUGACUAUUAAGAAAAUUUGCAGAAGACUGGAGUGAACAUUUUUUUUUAACCUCAUUGUCGAGCAGAAAUGGGAAGCAUUUCUGACGGAACCUCCGAUUUUUGUGGAUUACUCCGAUCAACUGAAACUCUCGCCGUGUAGACUAAAUCCAACGUCUCAAUAGGCCCAACUACGUUAUGACCGGUUUGGACUCCUCAUGGGGGAUCGCUAGGCAAACGAGGUCCACACAACGCGUCGCGGUGGAAAGUAGCGUCGUAACCCAGUCGGUCACUGAAAUGCAGAUGGCCGAAGCGGCCUCAACCUUUUAACCGUUUGGGACAGGCCCAGCUCGUGGACGCGGAGCCAUCCUCAAACUGUUUGGGACGAACGCAGUUUGUCCGCUUUUCCUGUUUCACGCGCUCAACUGUUUUGGACGAACCAGGCUUGCACAAUAGUUUGCAGCUCUGCCAACAGAUGGUAGCGCCGAAUUUUUAAAAACUUUUUGUCCCAUUUCGUUUGCGGCUAUAAACAUGAUUUUGAAGGCAACCAUUCGCGUUUUGAAGAGAGCAGUGAUCUGGUUGAAGGUCAGGAAUUCCCACCGUCGGUCUGCUCCCACAUCGUACACCGAUGGUAUGAUCUGCCUUGAGCACGUCUGAGGGACGUGUUGUACGGCCGUCGGAAACAUGCCUUAAACUGCGUCUGUAGAGUCUUUUGUGCGAGCAGCCCUCGAUGGCUGCUUCUGACCCGUUGCUCUCUUCAGAAUUCCCAGAAUCGCUCAUUAUUGCUCAAAGACGAAGGGAAGAACAACACUUUUGGGGACAAAGGGACGACGGACACUUCUCCUUUCAACUCUCAACAAUGCAAAUAUGGCGAAUCUCCUAGUGUAGUAUUCUUGAACUCACCCCCCCCCAGAAUCGUUAGAAAGGAAGAAAAAGAAAGCGAGCGAAGGGAACAAAAGAAGCUUCCAUUUAUGAGAUCGGAGGCUCGUCGAGGCCGGUCAUCCGGCGGACCUUCCGAAAGCCACGUUGUAGAGAUUCUCUCUUGGCCGUCAGCGGCAACACACUACAACUAGAAACGAUAAGUGGGAUCGCUUUGUCGCCGUCUUGUACACUCGUAAUUCGACGCGUCGGCUAAAAGCCACUGCUUCAUGGUAUAGCGUCGAUGUGGUGGUUCAAUCGGAGCUCGUACAAAAGCUUGAAGGGGCACUGGCACGCCAAAGGUCAUAUUUUUGUUUCUUUGUCUAAAACGAUGGGGGCACUUUGUGAGCAGCACGUGGAAGUUCCAAAAGCUUCGACAGACUAUUUUCAUUCACCCCAUUGUCAUUCACUCCUGCACGUGCAGUGGCUGUGUUCCGAGUUUUGACCAAACAAGAAUUUCGGGAGGGCGCAAUAACGGGUUUUGCAAAGAAAUUCUAGAAUCCUUCAGCGUGAACUCGGGUAAUAAUAAUACUUUGGCGCCUUCGAUCAUUUUAACUAAGAGUGAGAUAGAAUUUCACACUCCGGAGUUGGCAUAAUUGCAUUUCAUCUUCCAUCUAGCAAUGCAAUUUUUCUGUCACCCUUUUUCUGUCCCAGUUUGUCCUGUGUUUACCAUAUUGCUCCCUUCAUGCGCUCUCUUUUUCUUCAUCUUUUAUGGUUCUGGGCAGGGGUGGGCUCAAAAAUAUUCUGCUAAGAAAUGCACCGUAUUUGUGUUGUUGCAAGUUGAAAGAAGAAGUGCCCGUCGUCCUUUUGUCCUAAGUGUGUUAUUCUUUCUGUGGUCUUUGUCCAAAAACCAACUCGCUCCCCAGUUUAUAUUAUACACUCGUUGCCCUUUCUUUGAGCACCUCCGCACAGCAAUUUAGGCAGCACCCAUGGCGCUUUACACGACAGCUGCUGGUAGCUUCCCGGUUUUCCUAUCCAACUCUACAUUCCGGAACCAAGACCCAGCGAUGCAGCGAGACCGUAACCUUGUACUGCCGUGCCUCUCGCCGCGAAGCCGUAGCUCUAGUGCCCCCGGAACAUUGAGCAUCUCGUGUGUUUGUGAAGCAUGCACACGCCCUAUUCUUGUCAGAUUCUUGUCAGACGCUUGACGCGGCUUUCCGUGUAGGCAUUCGGGAGGCAUUGUUUUUUGUUGCGUCCCUUCGGCCGACAGAGACUUCUGUUUGCGAAGCUUUGCUCGCUCUACUGACUUGCUCACUUUAUAACAACCAGUAUUUAUAGUAGUUUCUUUCUUUGUGUGCGUUUUGUGUGGAAUUCUAAUGCCUAUAUUGUUGCCCUUUGAGUGAUUAUGUCAGCUCGGGGCAAGAUGGAGGGGUGUCUCAAUGGCCGGCACACAAUGAACGGUGCAGAGUGGCAGCUGGAACACUUGUUUUAGAGAUGCCUUUAAUGAGGCAGUAACAAGAUUGUUCUAUGUGGCAGGUGUCUCAUUGCUGGACUAUUGUUGCGCAGAGCUCUAGGAGUAACUUGCCCGAUGGAACGAAUUUUGCUGCUUCGAAUGGAAUUGUACAACGUUCUUCGGUUUCUUUUUGUAACCGUGGCCAACUUGCAGUGUUGCCGAGAGAAUAGUGAGGACUUUCACUGAGAAAAGGAACCUGUUAGAUCUCUAUUGCUAGACUACGCAUAAAGCCCACUGGUUUCUAUCCAACAUAGGGUUCUAUUUCUCGUCUUUUUCAUUACAGACUCAAAACCGAUUUUGUAGUUUUUCGAUGGAUCGAGCCGAAGUUGCGCUGGUGUCCGUCACGUGAGGGGCCUCAACGGCUUGCUCUAACCCUCCGCUCUUGCAGAAGGACCACCCAAUCCGACGUUAGUUUUUGCGCAACCUGUAGCUUACUUCAAAGGCUGGUUCGGACGCUGAUGACCGUUUACAACUGACUGCAUUACAACCUCUCGCGAUGAGUUGCGGCGAGACGACACACUGGCGCCAUUUAUGAGGUGGCCUUGGAACUCUAUUCCACUUGAGGGAAGGUUUUGCAUAUAUUUGCGAAACUAAAUGGAACAUACUAUAUAUGAGAAAGGGGUGUUUCUAACAUUGCAAAGGUUUUUGAAGCCAAUGCAGAGCGAAAGUUUGUCUGCUUCUUUUGCAGGGUUUCUGUUGAUGACGAAAUGCGAAGCUCUGAUUGGCUCUGAUUGAAGGAUAGUGGGUAGACCUCGAGGCAGCUUGCUUUGAGGUCAACCCACACUCCUUCAAUCAGAGCCAAUCAAAGCUCGGCGUUCUGACGUCACUGCAACCCCUGCGAAAGAAGUAGACAAACUUUCGCUCUGCAUAGAGAAAGAAUUAUGCCCGUAAAAGUAGGAAAUAUAUGGAUAUGAUAAGCACAGGCUAAACAAAACAGCUGUGGUUUUGGUGAUUGUUGGGGGCAUGUCUCCACACUUCUGGCUUCACCUCUGGUGGCAUUGUGUUGGCUCCAGAAGCUUCCCACCUCCGUGGUUUCAUGGCUACCCAGUAGGUGGCGCCAGGGUCUUGUCGUGAGAGAUCGCAACAGGUCGUAGUGCAUUCGCAACUGUGUGGGCGAGCCUAAGGUCCGGCCUUCCGCCCUCAACAUAUCGUUCAUUGUUCGAUGCAACCCUGUUCGGAACGAAAGUUGUGUGGAUGGUUCAGGGUCUACAAGACGCGAUGCAGUGUGUGAUUGCAGAGGGACUAUUUUUUUCUAUGUGCGAUCAUUGUGGUCAUGUACGCUGAGUGUCCGUUUUCCCUGUACAUAUGAGAGAAAGGGUAACAUUUCACUAGUCGCGGGUGAAGCCUGUCCGAAAGAAGUAAAUUAUUGAGUCUGGGGGUGUAAUAUUUUGGGAAGGUGGAACGUGUGAGUGUGGAAAUAUGUCGUCAUUUUGCUGCGCAGGUUCAGGACUUUUUUGUCUUCGCAAGUCGAACGCGACCUGUCGUCCUUGUUUGUUAUUUUAUUCCGACAACCUCAGUUCAGGAAUUUUUUCACCAUUGUCAGUCAAUGGUGAGGAGUUGUUUUGUUUUGUGAUGCUAUUCAGUUUUAACGAUGUAUCAUAUCGGAACGUGUUUUCUGCCAAACUUGUUUUACGAGCUGUAGAGACUCGUUUGCAUAUGCUUAACCCCUCUUGUUACCUUGUACAUACACCACUUGUGUGAUUCAUUGUAGAUAAUUUUUUUAAACUUAUAGAAAAUUAAAUUAAUAUUACUGCGA